CAAAGCCACACAGAUCGAGAACUCUUUCACUACCCGAGCCAAAAACACAGUUUAGAAUUCCGCUCCACCGGCGACCUCGGGGAGUACCGGAGUAGCGCUAUAUCUCUUCUUCUCUCGCCGGAAUCUUGUCGUCUUCAUCUGUCACCAUGGAAGGGAUUGAGCAGUGGAAGAGCGAGGCGGAGCAACGGAUUCAGCAAGGGAUCGAGUACGUGCUUCAGAUACCGGCAAUUCAGCAAGGGAUUGAAUACGCCUCUCAGAUACCGGCAGUUCAGAAAGGGAUUGAAUACGGCCGUCAGAUACCCCCAGUUCAGCUCUACUCCGCUGCUGCCGUCCUGGUUUUCACUACCCUUUUGUUCAUUCUGGUUCGCUUGCUUAGGCGGCCAAAAUCUAAUACCAUUGUUUUAUCCGGACUCAGUGGAAGCGGGAAAACGAUUCUUUUCUAUCAGCUUCGGGAUGGCUCUUCACACCAGGGUACUGUCACCUCAAUGGAACCCAAUGAAGGAACUUUCAUUCUCCAUUCUGAAGCUGGCAAGGAGCGCAAGGUGAAGCCUGUCCACAUUGUUGAUGUUCCCGGGCAUCCUCGUCUUCUGCCAAAGCUAGAUGAGUUCUUGCCUGAAGCAGCUGGCAUUGUGUUUGUUGUUGAUGCCCUGGAGUUUUUACCUAACCUUCGUGGAGUUUCAGAGUAUCUGUAUGAUAUUCUAACCAAAGCAAGUGUGGUGAAGAAGAAGGUUCCUGUUUUGAUUUGCUGUAACAAGACAGAGAAGGUGACAGCACACACAAAGGAUUUCAUCUGCAAACAGCUUGAAAAAGAGAUUGACAAGCUACGAACAUCAAGAAGUGCCGUAUCUGAUGCUGAUGUUGCGAACGACCACACACUUGGUACACCUGGGAAAACAUUUUCAUUCUCACAAUGCACUAACAAAGUCUCCGUAGGAGAAGCUUCUGGUUUGACCAGUAAGAUAGCGGAUGUCGAACAGUUUAUCCGGGACAAUGUAAAGCCAUAGUAGGUGCUGCUGGUUUUUCCUCUGUUUCGAACAAUCUUGAGCCGUGAGGAUUUGUACUUGGACUGACAUUCAUUGCAUCAGCCAUUCAGGAUUUGUGUAAUUAACUUUGUUCAAUUUUACUUUACAAGUUCGAGAAACAAACCCUGCAUUAUCAACCCUCUGUUAGCUAGCCUGCUCAAGCUCCCUUU
Molecule: messenger RNA, 1192 nt
Organism: Linum tenue
Lineage: Eukaryota; Viridiplantae; Streptophyta; Magnoliopsida; Malpighiales; Linaceae
Source: the annotation of a GenBank genome assembly